ACACCACUGCCUUCCCUGUCCUGCCCCGGUGUGGGUCACGUUCUGCUCUAAUUUUAUUUAAGUACAUGAGCAAGAGGACUGCACUCAACAGACACCUUUGGUCUCAGUCUGCGAACAAGCUCCUACUCAGACACUGCGCUGACAGGGGACUCAGAGAGGAGAUUUUAAUCAACAUGGCUGAGCGCUGCGACUGCACUGACUGUAAGGAGUCCUUAUACGGGAAGAAAUACAUCCUGCAGGAGGAUGAUCCAUACUGCAUUAAGUGUUAUGAGGCACUUUUCUCCUACAAUUGUGAAGGGUGCCAGAAGCUCAUUGGCUGCACCAGCAAGGAUCUUUCGUACAAGGAACGCCACUGGCACAGCGAAUGCUUCCUCUGCAUCCAGUGCAGCCAAUCGCUGGUGGAGCAGCCGUUUGCCACCAGCGAUGACAAGCUGAUGUGCACCGAGUGCUACAGCAGCAUUUACUCUGCCAAGUGCAAUCAGUGCCUGAAGACCAUUAAACCAGGCUCCAAAAAAAUGGAGCACAAGGGCAACAGUUGGCAUGAGAACUGUUUCACCUGCAACCGCUGCCAGCAGCCCAUUGGCACCAGGACCUUCGUCCAGAAGGAGGCGAGCAACUACUGCCUGCCCUGCUACGAGAAGCUGUAUGCUCUGCAAUGCGUCCACUGCAAGAAGCCCAUCACCAAUGGAGGAGUGAACUACCGCGACCAGCCCUGGCACAAGGAGUGCUUCGUUUGCAUCGGCUGCAAGCAGCAGCUGGCCGGCCAGCGGUUCACCUCUCGGGACGAUUUCACCUACUGCCUUGACUGCUUCUGCAACCUGUUUGCCAAGAAAUGUGCUUUCUGCACCAACCCCAUCAGCGGUCUCGGGGGAAGCAAGUACAUCUCCUUUGAGCAGCGCCAGUGGCACACCAACUGCUUCAACUGCCAAAGGUGCACCGAGUCUCUUGUCGGCCGUGGUUUCCUGACGAGCAAAGACGACAUCCUCUGCCCCAACUGCGGCAAAGACCUCUGAGUGAUCUCUGAAGCCAGAAAAGAGCCUGUCCAAGAUGGCUGCCAAAGAAAGAGAAUUAGUAUUAUUCUCCUAACCCAACCUUUGUUGCAUUAUUUUGCCUUUAUUGGUUUCUUGCACAUUAACCUGCUGCUGCUAAGGUGUCUUCUGCAUGCGCUGAUGAUCCUGUAUGUUAUAUUAAUCAGUUGAAGUCUUCUUUCCAAAAUGCGUUUUUUUCUGUUUUAUUAGUGUCUUAGAAACAUUUAUCUUUCAUAAAGUUAGUAAGUUACUUUCAUAUCAGGAAUCCUUCAAACAAAUUUCAUAUCCCCUUUUGGAAUGAAAGUCUGUGUGGCAUAAUAGUAAUUGCCAAUAUUGAUAGAUAUUUAGAGCUUUUUAAGAGCUUCUACAGUUGUUUUAAUUGAUAACACUUUAGUGGCAAUUAAUCUUAGUAAAGUGAAUUCACUAAAACAAUGUGUUCUAAUUAUAUGGAUUCCUUUAAAUGAAAUAUAAAUCUGUUAAGCACAAUAAAGAUGUUUUGACUUGAUGGACA
Scophthalmus maximus (turbot) is the source of this 1539-nucleotide messenger RNA. RefSeq names its product four and a half LIM domains protein 2-like. NCBI's taxonomy places the organism in Eukaryota, Metazoa, Chordata, Actinopteri, Pleuronectiformes, Scophthalmidae. Gene Ontology annotation, molecular function: transcription coregulator activity. The coding region runs from base 66 to 1013 and encodes 315 amino acids. Gene Ontology annotation, cellular component: nucleus; Z disc. The transcript is spliced from 6 exons. The record is from RefSeq and is a predicted model, not a curated record.